Messenger RNA from Pieris macdunnoughi, 4374 nucleotides. NCBI's taxonomy places the organism in Eukaryota, Metazoa, Arthropoda, Insecta, Lepidoptera, Pieridae. The record is from the annotation of a GenBank genome assembly.
AUGGAGAAGCAGGUGUUCGGCGAGUGGGCCCAGGUGGAGGUGGUAGAGCUGGUGAACGACGGGUCUGGGCUGGCGUUUGGCAUCGUUGGGGGCCGCUCCUCAGGCGUCGUCGUGAAGAGCGUGCUGCCGGGCGGCGUGGCUGACAGAGAUGGGCGUCUUCGUAGCGGGGACAUGCUACUGCGAAUCGGCGCAGUGUCUGUGGUGGGAAUGUGUGCGCGGCAGGCUGCAGCCGUCUUGCGACAGUGCGGCGCCUGUGUGCGUUUACUGGUCGCCAGGCCUGCACAUAGCGUGCAAACGUCUCUUGGGGCAUCCCAAGCCCCAAUUGUGCCGUCCCGCCUACUCACGGACCCCAUUGAGUUGGAGAGGAGUUUAUCGGAGGCUGGUCAUGAUGGGUUUGGAGCACUCUGCGAGGAAAGCAGUCCACCGACGCCACCACCUACCAUUAUUGAGGAAACAUACCAUCACAGACCGGUAGCAUCUAUAGUAGCAGUGGUACCACGUGAAGCCUUAGGUCCAUCACCGCGCCCCCCACCACUCAUCACUGUACCCCCUCCGAGACUACCACCACCAAUUAGGUUACCCCUAGAUAUGGCUGUCAGAGGUUGCGAACCAGAAACAUUGAGCUACGAAGUGGAAUUGAACAAGGAUUCCGCCCUCGGUCUGGGAAUCACAGUGGCAGGAUACGUCUGUGAACAAGAGGAGCUGAGUGGUAUUUUCGUGAAGAGCAUCAGUGCCGGCAGCGCUGCGGACCUCUGUGGAAAGAUUCGAGUUAAUGAUAGGAUUGUUGAGGUGGAUGGAGUGUCGUUGCAUGGCGUUACGAAUCACCGCGCCGUCGCUUUGUUGCGAGACGCCAAAGGCCCCAACGUUAAAUUGAAGGCCUUGAGGUAUCUUCGUGGAGCGGGGUUUGAGAGGCUCCAGAAAGCGUUAGCUGCACAAGACGGCAGACGGUCUCCCAUACCUCCCCCUAGUCCGUCGGUUACAUCCCUUGCCAAAUAUAGUUUUAGUGUGUACGACGAAUCAACGGUGAUAGAAGUGGAACCAGAGUCUGAUAUACAACCACAUCUCCCUUCGCCAACCUCUCCUUCGGAGGAAGCGGAAAUAGUGAUAGGAAGAGACGACGAUAUAUCUGAAAGAGAGAUUAGGAGGAUACAGGACAAGUGGCGGGAUGUGCUGAAGGAUGAACCUGACUGGCCUGGUAAUCAGUACCAGUAUGACGUUAUUGUUGGUUCAAUAAUAAAAGGAAAGGAUAGUGGCCUAGGUAUUUCCCUGGAGGGUACAGUUCGAGUGGUAGGAGGCAAGGAAGUCCAGGCGAGGCAUUACAUUAGGGCGAUAGCUCCCAACGGGCCUGUCGCUAAAUUAGGGAUUUAUCAAGUUGGAGACGAAUUGUUGGAGGUAAACGGCUGGCGUGUACUAGGAGCACAUCACGUAGAGGUGGUUACGAGAUUAAGGGCUGUGACGUCACCCGUAUUACUUGUCAUUGUGCGUAAACGUAGCGAACAAGCUAAUGGAAUUGAAACUAGUUUAGCAAGGAGUGGAGUCCUAGGAGGCAGUCUUCAAGACCUGCUCGCUCCACCUCAAAGACUGAUAAAGGCCAAAUCAGAAAGUUCAGUUGCGUCUUUAUGCAGCGCGGCGACCGUGUUAUCAGCUGGUCAUGAUCAUGAUGAGUUUUGUUCGGACGAAUUGGAACGGAACAGGUCUCGUUCGCUGGAGCCCCUGAGCUGGUUAGCAAUGUGGAGUGAUCACAUUGACUAUAUACAACUGUAUAAGGAAGACCGGGGUCUCGGUUUCUCCAUACUCGACUACUUGGAUCCUUCAGAACCUAGUAGUUCGGUUAUAGUGGUCCGGUCUGUAGUGAGUGGUGGGGCAGCUGCGCUGGACGGCAGACUCUCACCCGGAGACAGGCUGAUCUCUGUCAAUGGCCAGGAUAUAUCCCGGGCGCCAUUGGCGGUUGCCGUGGCAGCCAUUAAAAGCGCGCCUAAAGGACUCGUAACAAUAGGGGUAUCGAAGCCUCUACCCUGUAGCACAGUAGUCGGUGGCGACAAAGCGAAUGGGUCUAGCUUUCAAAAUAGCCAGGAGUGCAUCAAUUCUUUAGCAUCCGAUGACCAUACUGGAAUGGAUUCCUUCCACGAAUGUUUGCAGGAAUAUGGCGAAGGGCUAGAAGUAGUACAAAUAUGUUUAGAACCAGAAGAAACUUCGAUCAAAGAUGAAGAAUUGUCUGCCUUAGUUGAUUUAAGUACGGAUUCUAAUAAUAAAGAAAUCAUAAAUGAUAGGCUUAUAAUUUCUAUUGAAAAUAAGGAAAGCAAAGAAAAAGUUAACGGGAUUGUUGAGUUGAAAACAUCCAAAUCAGAUGAAUCUUUAGAUGACCCUGAUGAUAUGACUAUUAUUGAAGACGAAGUAGUUACUGCCCCCAGAGAGCUUAAUAUUCGUAGUAAAUCCGCUGAUAGAAACGAAAUUAAUGGGGAGAAAAUGCUACUUAAACAGCAAAGUAAAGAUAUAUCAACAUCUGAUGAAAUGGUUUUUGCUGUUACACCAACGGGCUUGGAAAGAAUAAGCUACGAAAAAUAUUGGAGUGAGUGUGAUAAAGAAAAAAAUAACGACGAAAGCUGGAAAGAAUGCCUUAAUUCCCCUAAUGAUGAUACUUUGAGUUUUAACGAUACAAAAAUCUCCGUCCAGGAAGAUCGUAAUUCAUUGCUAUACAUCGAUCAUGAAAUCGACGGUUAUGAGACAUGUCUUGACGAUGAUUCAACGUCUAUAAAGUGUUUCACAAAAAACGGCCAUAAAAUAAACGGAGAUCGCGAGAUCAAAGAGUGUGAUAAACAAAUUCAAAUGGCUAUUAGCAAAGACAACGAUACCUGUGCUAUGAGUAAUGACGAUCAUUUCGAAACAAACAGCAAAGAGGAUGUGUCGUCUUAUCCAUAUGUGGAAGAACAUAUCAUAAAACAAAUGCAAUCAUUACGAAUAGAACCUCUUAACGUUAAUAUAUGCCAGAGAAAAAAGAAGAAGAGCCCUACAAAGCCGUCCAAGAAUGAGCGUCGAUGUAUUGAGUAUUACAACGAUCAGGAUGAAUGUUUGAAAGAAAUAAAGAGAAAGAAGCGGGAGGAAGAAGAGAGAAAAUCACAGAAAAAGCAAACGUCUUUAUUAGAGAAAAAUAAAGGAAUUUUGGAAAAGAAGCUGAAAUUAAAGAAACAAGAACCAAGCGAGGAAUCGACAGAUGUAGAAACGUAUGUGCCUGGAUGCCAUAAGUGCUUCUUGGAAAGUUAUGCGUAUGCUAUAACAAAAGCGUAUAUUGAAGAGGCAAGCGCUUGUAAAUAUUGUGAGGUUAUUAGAGAUAUGGGGGAAUCUCCUAAAGUAAUGUAUAGACGGAUGUCUGCUCCGGGUUUGCUAAACAUAGAUAGUCCAGGAUCUGAUUCAGACACUAAUGGACUGUUGAUGGUACCUGGUGAACGAGGAAGGCGGAAAUCAGCUGGGCCUUUUAAAUUUCUAGUGCCUUCUCGAAGACCUAGCUUUGUACCAAAUAUGACGGUGACAGUGUCACCUGAGCGUCGCGACGGCGCGUCCGCGCAACGCUGGGGCCCCCCACGACGGGUAACCUUGAAGAGGGGUCCUGGGGCCCCACUUGGGGUCAGCAUUGUUGGAGGAAAGGUUGACAUAAUAUCGGGGCGCGAUGAUGCAAACGGAAAUGAUAAGGGAAUAUUCGGCAUCUUCAUCAAAAAUGUCGUCCCAGGAAGCCCGGCUGGAAAGUGUGGCGAAUUGAAAGCUGGUGAUAGAAUAUUAGAAGUGGAUGGAGUCUGUGUUAGAACAGCACAGCAUGAGCGAGCCGUGCAACUGAUCAAGGCAGCUGGCUCCACCGUCACCCUGACUGUCCAGAGUUUGAUGACAUGGAAUACAUCUUCCUCGGACACUUCUCCGCCUGCAGUGGCACCCAGGCCGUCGAUGAAAAAGCGGCCAGCACCGCCUGCACCGCAGCAACACCACGAUAUCAAGAUAACAGUAACAUCGGAUUCGGAUACGCCAAAGCAGAAUGGAGAUGUGACAAAAGAAGAUGAGGAAGAAGAGAAAGAAACAGAGGAUAAACCAAAGACCGUUUAUUCGGACUCAGAAGAGAGUAGUGAUGAAGAAGACGCGAGAGAACUACAGGGAAGGACAUAUUCCGAUAAAGGAGUUGAGAUUGAUCGUGCCUCAGCCGGUGCCAUAAAACGUAGCAAAGAAGAAAGGGAAGCAGAUAAAGAAGAAGAAGAUGACUUCGGUUAUACGUCAAGUAAGUGGAAAGAUAUGUUAUUCACUCUUUUUAACUUUUCCUUUUAUAUACUACACGUAUACAUAUACGCAUGUGUUGUGGAGCAUAAUGAUCUCGAGAAAAAACAUAAUGUAUAA